AUGAAAAAGCAAAAUAGAAAACCAACUAAAGCAGUGAGCAUUCGAAGUUUGUUUCGAUAUGCUACUUUUGCUGAUUUACUUUACAUGUUAUUGGCAAUCAUUACUUCUGCAGCAUUUGGUGCUACUAAUCCUUUAUUUUUCGUUGUUUUUGUAAUCGGUUGUGUUAUUAUUAUAUGUGGUUAUAUUCGAGUAACAGCUUUUAAUAUAACAGCAGAGAGACAAACUCGAACUAUUCGACAAACUUUAUUUCAAUCAAUUCUCAAAAAAGAUGUUGUCUAUUUUGACACUCAUAAGACAGGUGAACUUAGUACACUUAUAUCAGAUGAUAUCAAUAAAAUUCGUGAUGGUAUUGGUGAUAAACUUGGUGCAUUAAUAGAUACGAUUUCGAUUUUUAUAUGUUGUAUUAUUAUUGGUUUUGUCAAAGGAUGGAAAUUAGCAUUAGUUAUUUUCUCCACAUUACCAGUAAUAGUUACAACAUUCAUAAUUACAUCCAAACUUAUUACGAGCUUGACUACGAUUGAACUAAACGCAUAUAGAAAAGCCGGAGCGGUUGCUGAAGAAGUAAUUACUUCAAUUCGUACUGUUCUAUCGUACAAUGGUCAAGAAAAAGAAAUACAGCGCUCUGUUUACAGUUUGGAACAUAUUAGUCCACAAUUUCAAGCAUUAAUUCAAGCUCAAGUUGCUGCUUACACUGUACAGGAAGUCAUCGACGAACCGUCAACAAUUAAUAGUGAUUCAGAGACAGGUCUCAAAAAAGAUGAUCUCAUUGGUGAUAUUCGUUUUUCAAAUGUGCAUUUCUCUUAUCCAUCACGACGAGAUGUUAAAGUUCUUACUAAUCUAUCAUUCGAUGUCAAGCGUGGUCAGACUGUUGCUCUUAUUGGUUCAUCUGGUUCUGGAAAAUCAACAUGUAUACAAUUAUUACAACGAUUCUAUGAUCAAGAUUCAGGAUCAAUAUUCAUUGAUGAAAAACAAAUUAAUGAAUACAAUUUGAAAUGGUUACGACAACAUAUUGGUGUUGUUAGUCAAGAACCUAUUUUAUUUCAUGCAACUAUUCGUGAAAAUAUUCUAUUUGGACGUGAUUCAGCUACUGAUGAAGAAAUACAUGAAGCAGCCAAGAUGGCUAAUGCACAUGAUUUUAUCAUGACUCUACCUGAUAAAUAUGAAACCCAAGUAGGUGAACGUGGAGCUGCAUUAUCCGGUGGACAAAAGCAAAGAAUUGCUAUCGCUCGAGCACUUAUUCGAAAUCCGAAAAUUUUACUUCUUGAUGAAGCUACUAGUGCACUUGAUAAUGAAAGUGAAAAGAUAGUACAGGACGCUUUAUAUCGUACUGCUAAAGGUCGAACAACAUUAGUAAUUGCACAUCGUUUAUCAACGAUUCGUAAUGCUGACAAAAUCAUUGUGAUGCAAAAGGGAGAAAUUGUUGAAGAAGGUGAUCAUGAUUCUUUAAUGAGCAUUCGUGGUACAUACUUUACUCUUAUUGAACAACAAAGUUUACAUCAAGCUGAAGAAGAAGAAGAACUAGAAUUUGAACAACAACAAGCUGCAAAGAUACUUCUUUCUGAUCAACUAUGUUUAGAUAAUUCGAAUAUUAAAAGAAAUUGCAGCUCAACAUUAGUUAGUAUUACUCCAUCAACAUUGGAUGUAUUCUGUGAUAAAGAUGCUCGAAAUCAAAAAAUUAUUCUCUAUGCUUUACUUCAUAUUGGUUUGGGAAUUGUAGGUCUAAUAUCUCAAACACUUCAAAGUUGUAUGUUUGCUUAUUCUGGUGAAACUCUCACCAAACGACUUCGCUCAGAAGCUUUUCGUGCUAUUCUUCGUCAAGAAAUUAAUUAUUUUGAUCAAGCAAGACAUAAUACAGGUGUAUUAUGUACACGCUUAGCAACUGAAGCAUCAGCUGUACAAGGCGCAAGCGGACAACUCGAAUUUGAUGGUGUUGAUUUUGUCUAUCCAAAUAGACCUGAAUUACUUAUUCUUAGAAAUUUUAGACUUAAUAUCAAAGCUGGUCAAAAAAUAGCACUUGUUGGCACAUCUGGCUGUGGAAAAUCUACAACUAUUCAAUUAAUUGAACGAUUUUAUGACCCAAAUAUUGGUUGUUUGUUAGCUGACUCAAAAGAUGUAAGAAGUCUUAAUCUACAAUGGUAUCGUUCACAAAUUAGUAUUGUUUCACAAGAACCAAUUCUCUUUGAUAUGUCAAUUCGUGAAAAUAUUGCUUAUGGUGAUUCUAGUCGAAAAGAUAUUCCACUUGAUGAAAUAAUUAGGGCAGCUAAAAAUUCUAAUAUUCAUGAUUUUAUUCAAGGUCUUCCAAAUGGGUAUGAAACAAAUUGUGGUUCAAAAGGAAUACAAUUAUCAGGUGGACAAAAACAACGAAUUGCUAUUGCUAGAGCUUUAAUUCGAAAUCCAAAAAUUAUAUUGCUUGAUGAAGCAACAAGUGCUUUGGAUAGUGAAAGUGAAAAAUUAGUUCAAGAAGCAUUAGAUCGUGCUCAAGAAAAUCGAACAUCAAUCACAAUUGCACAUCGUUUAUCAACUAUUCAAAAUGCAGAUAUGAUUUGUGUUAUGCAUAAUGGAAUAAUUGUUGAACGUGGAACUCAUGAAGAACUAGUUGCACUAGGCGGUCGGUAUUAUCGAUUGGUACAAGGAAAACUGAAAUAG
Molecule: messenger RNA, 2646 nt
Organism: Rotaria sp. Silwood1
Lineage: Eukaryota; Metazoa; Rotifera; Eurotatoria; Philodinida; Philodinidae
Source: the annotation of a GenBank genome assembly